Messenger RNA from Loxodonta africana (African savanna elephant), 2295 nucleotides. RefSeq names its product programmed cell death 10 (gene PDCD10). Gene Ontology annotation, molecular function: protein kinase binding. NCBI's taxonomy places the organism in Eukaryota, Metazoa, Chordata, Mammalia, Proboscidea, Elephantidae. Bases 746 to 1384 code for a protein of 212 amino acids. Gene Ontology annotation, biological process: positive regulation of MAP kinase activity; regulation of Golgi organization. Gene Ontology annotation, cellular component: FAR/SIP/STRIPAK complex. The transcript has 8 exons. The record is from RefSeq and is a predicted model, not a curated record.
UACUUUGUAUUGAAAAAUUUUCCCCCAAAGCAACACAUUUGAAAUGGGAGACAUAAAAUAGGUCUUGCUACGUUGCUACCACUGAAUUUUCAUUUUUUUAUUAUUAAUUUUAUGUAUUGUUAGAGAAAUUGUGACCAUUGGCAAGUCACUACACCAUUUUGGACUUUGCUUUCUUUUGCAGGGUGACUUUUUAAGACCUUUCCGAAUUUGAGAUUUUGAGCCAGUGAUCAAUCUUCAGUUGGUCAUACGUGCUUGAUCAGCAGUCGCCCCAGAAACCAGUACCCAUUCGAGGGCUGAAAGUUUGUUAGUGUGUUGCCCAGCUGGCCGGGACCAGGCCACAUCCAAACUGGAAGGAAGGAACCUUGCCAAAGGGCCAGGCCUCCACCCUCAAUAGCUGGCCCUUGCAGUUUUCCAUAUCAGGCUCUUUGUUGCCUGGAGUGAUUGCAGGUUGUCCGUUGGACAAUUUAAAAUGGCGAAGCAUGUGGAACAAAUGGUGAAAGAGUGUUUUAACUUGAAAUUGAACUAAAACAAUGAUUUAAUAUUCAAAAAUCCCUAUUGUGAUUGUCGGAUUGUCGAUUUUCACUCUCACGUAAACUCUAAUGAAACUCUGAGGGAUCCCAGUUUCUCAAUGUCAGUAUAUGUUCUGUGCCCUAUUCUUUUAUCACAAAAAAGGGAGGAAAUACUGCAGUGAAUGAAGAUUCCUCUGCAUUUUAGCACUGCUUUUUCUCCUGUAGUUGGCUUUUGAAUGAGGAUGACAAUGGAAGAGAUGAAGAAUGAAGCUGAGACCACUUCCAUGGUUUCUAUGCCUCUCUAUGCAGUCAUGUAUCCUGUGUUUAAUGAGCUAGAACGAGUAAAUCUGUCUGCAGCUCAGACACUGAGAGCAGCUUUCAUUAAGGCUGAGAAAGAAAAUCCAGGUCUCACACAAGACAUCAUUAUGAAAAUUUUAGAGAAAAAAAGUGUAGAAGUUAACUUCACAGAAUCCCUUCUUCGUAUGGCAGCUGAUGAUGUAGAAGAAUAUAUGAUUGAACGACCAGAGCCAGAGUUCCAGGACCUAAAUGAAAAGGCACGAGCACUUAAACAAAUUCUCAGUAAGAUCCCAGAUGAGAUCAAUGACAGAGUGCGGUUUUUGCAGACAAUCAAGGAUAUAGCUAGUGCAAUAAAAGAACUUCUUGAUACAGUGAAUAAUGUCUUCAAGAAAUACCAAUAUCAGAAUCGCAGGGCACUUGAACACCAAAAGAAAGAGUUUGUAAAGUACUCCAAAAGUUUCAGUGAUACUCUGAAAACCUAUUUUAAAGAUGGCAAGGCAAUAAAUGUGUUCAUAAGUGCCAACCGACUAAUUCAUCAAACCAACUUGAUACUUCAGACCUUCAAAACUGUGGCCUGAAAGUUGUAUAUGUUGAGAGAUGUACUUCUCAGUGGCAGUAUUGAACUGCCUUUAUCUGUAAAUUUUAAAGUUUGACUGUAUAAAUUAUCAGUCCCUCCUGAAGGGACCUAAUCCAGGAUGUUGAAUGGGAUUAUUGCCAUCUUACACCAUAUUUUUGUAAAAUGUAGCUUAAUCAUAAUCUCACACUGAAGAUUUUGCAUCACUUUUGCUAUUAUCAUUCUUUUAAGAAUUAUAAGCCAAAAGAAUUUACGCCUUAAUGUGUCAUUAUGUAACAUUCCUUAAAAGAAUUGUAAAUAUUGGUGUUUGUUUCUGACAUUUUAACUUGAAAGCGAUAUGCUGCAAGAUAAUGUAUUUAACAAUAUUUGGUGGCAAAUAUUCAAUAAAUAGUUUACAUCUGUUAAACAUUUGUUUACUUUAAAAAAAAAAGCAUGUGUGUGUGAGAUCAGAAGACCUAGGCAACAUGGUGUAAUAUCUAAAGAACUUCUAACAGGGUCUUAUUAGUCUAUCAGGUCUUAAAGCAACGAGAAUUCCUAUUUUUUGCCCUUAAUCGCUUUGUACAAAAAUUAAUCAAGGGAGAUAUUUGCAUUAGUUACUACAUAUGAGGUACUGAAUAUUUUUUCAUUAUUUUCAUCUUGUUUUAAGAGAUUUUUGAGAAAGGGGUGGCAAUUUUAUGGUGUCUUCACACUGUAAGGCCACUUUUUGAACUCUGUGACAACAUAAAUUUGACUCUGAGAAGUUAAGACUUUCUGGUAUGCUGGGCCCUAAUAAGCAUUUCCAAAAAUAGCCACAAUUAGUAAUUUGAAGCUAUACCAAUGCUCGUUGGCUUGAAAUUGUCAUAAGUGUUAAUAUUCUACCCACUCUUGAAAUAUGUAUAGCUUUGUUUCACCACAGAGAAGUUUUAAGGAAAGUAU